AUAAACCUGCACUUGCAAAGCAAAACCAUUAACCUUCAAUCCACAGAUUUCAUUGAGAACUACAGAUUAAGAGGAGAAUGGCAAGUCAGUGUCCAGUUAAGAAUUCAUGGCCGGAGCUCGUCGGGACAAACGGGGACAUUGCAGCGGGUAUCAUACAGACAGAGAAUGCAAAUGUGAAGGCAAUCGUGGUCAAGGAGGGAUUGCCUAUAACUCAGGAUUUAAAUUUCAACAGGGUCCGGGUUUUCGUGGAUGAAAAUCGGGUGGUCACUCAAGUUCCUGCCAUUGGCUAAACAACGAAUUUAUUACCUCAA
Hevea brasiliensis (rubber tree) is the source of this 311-nucleotide messenger RNA. Its product is annotated as protease inhibitor HPI. Gene Ontology annotation, biological process: response to wounding. The transcript has 2 exons. NCBI's taxonomy places the organism in Eukaryota, Viridiplantae, Streptophyta, Magnoliopsida, Malpighiales, Euphorbiaceae. The coding region runs from base 78 to 290 and encodes 70 amino acids. Gene Ontology annotation, molecular function: serine-type endopeptidase inhibitor activity. The record is from RefSeq and is a predicted model, not a curated record.